CUACCCGAACCCUACUCCCCGCCGCGCUCCGGCGGCGGGGCGGCGGCCGCCACCACGAGCGUCCACGUGACCGCCCUGGACGGCCUGGUGAACGUGAACUCCCUCUUCACCAUCGCCGUCUUCGUCGGCCUCUCCCUGGCGACGCCGGGGCAGCACAGCCUCGAGAACCCCUCCGCCUGCGACGCCGGCGUCGACGUGGCGAAGAAGCUGCUGGUCUUCGAGGUGGUGUCGUUCAGCUUCUUCCUCUUCUCGUCGCUGGUGGCGCAGGGCUUGAAAUUGGCCAUCAAUUUGCUCAAUAGCAAGGACGUGGACGAGAUUUUUAGGGCUCACAUCAAUCUGAAGGUGCUCAGAUUCGGGAUGAUGGCGUCGGCGAUCGGAUCGGUGAUGGGGUGCUUGUUCCUGAUGCUGUCGAUGGUGAACGUGAUCCAGAUUAGGCUCGGGAUGCUGUCGUGUGGGAGCCGAUCGGCCGUCCACGCCGUCACGGCGUUGAUUGUUUUGGUCACUUCCGCUCUGCUUGUUUACAUCUCCACCGCCGUCUAUGCUUUCCUGCACUGAGCGGGACGGCGGCGCUGGUGUCACUGUUACAUCUCGUGUUUUUAAUUCAUGCGUUUUGGUUGAUCAUGGUGGAACAUGAGAUGGAUGAAAGGGGACUUUUUUUUUAGCCUUUAA
Salvia miltiorrhiza (redroot sage) is the source of this 669-nucleotide messenger RNA. RefSeq lists its product as uncharacterized. The annotation marks the transcript as partial. Lineage: Eukaryota; Viridiplantae; Streptophyta; Magnoliopsida; Lamiales; Lamiaceae. The record is from RefSeq and is a predicted model, not a curated record. The transcript has a single exon.